This is a messenger RNA of Pungitius pungitius (ninespine stickleback), 3019 nucleotides long. RefSeq names its product F-box and leucine-rich repeat protein 13 (gene fbxl13). Lineage: Eukaryota; Metazoa; Chordata; Actinopteri; Perciformes; Gasterosteidae. The record is from RefSeq and is a predicted model, not a curated record. The coding region runs from base 308 to 2590 and encodes 760 amino acids. The transcript has 21 exons. Gene Ontology annotation, cellular component: cytoplasm. Gene Ontology annotation, molecular function: protein binding.
AAAUCCGCCCAAUCUGGCAACGCUGUCUGGCAGCUCGGCUUCGCCGAACAAACGCUUUAUUAUUAGCAGAUAGUUUGUAAUCUUUUCAUAACCUUUUCGGAAUAUGUAUUAAACACACUUAACAGCAACGUGUGGUCGGAACUAGCGUGUGAAUGUCACGUGUGCUACGUCACGCUCUUGUUGCAAUGCAUUAGUUGUCCAAACUUAAUACGUUGCUUAGCAACUUCGAAAAAAAAUCUGACAGUCGUCGUUUGACGUUAGUUGGUAAGAAUCUUUGUGCAUUUUGCAAACGUGCCAAAGACAAAAUAUGGCUCUAGCAAACGCAGAGAUUACUGUGAGAGAGGGCGACCUGGAACGCUGCCUGCCCCAAAUAUACAAGGCCCUAUUGACAGCGGCCUGCCUGUCAUGUCCCAAUGAUCCCAUACAGUUUCUGAAGAACAGACUCGUGGCCUUCCAGGGGCACGAUGACCUUCAACAGGUCGACUGGUACAAGUUUUUUGCUGAUGCAGAACAGCAUCUUUCAACAAUCUUUGCGACAACUGUUGACCCAGUUUUUACGGACCCAGGCGACACCAUGAUGUCCGAUGGUCUGUUUGAGAAUGCCUACAGCUGUUAUAGGAAUACUUUAACAAACGCCUGUUUCAGGAGGUGGAAGCGGUUCACUACACAGAGAAAGAGUAGAACAGAGCAGGCUCUGAAGAUGGACACGGCAAAGCAGCAUUAUGAGAGGAGAUGCCAGCGGGUCGCUCUCACCAAAUGGUCCAACUGUGUAGGGUUACCCAAGAAGACACAGGGUGUGGAGAAAGUUGAUGGCGGCCGGGUUGAGCGCAUGGUGGCGGCAUGGCGUAACCUGGCUAGUGACUCAAAGAGGGCCAAAGAGCACUUAAAGAGCUUGGAGACAGAGUUUAUAGAGAUGGGCAACAAAGUCCAGCAGAUGGGGGAAGGAUGUGAGGGACUCUCAGCGCUCCCCACGAGCCUCUUGAUGAAGAUCUUCCAAUAUUUAGAGUUGCGAGACUUGCUGAAUUGUGCCGAGGUGUGUUGCUCAUGGGCAGCUGUCAUCCAGUCGGGCCCACUGUGGAGUCAGAUUAACUUCUCUGUGGAGAAAGACUGGAUAACAGACUGCACAGUGAAGCAGAUUCUGCAGAACUUCCGCCCAUUUGUCACCCACCUGAACCUGCGUGGCUGCACAUCUCUGAAAUGGCUCAGCUUGAAAUGUAUAAGUGAAUGCAGGAAUCUCCAGGACCUCAAUUUGUCGGAGUGUUUUAAUGUUACAGAUAAGAUGGUCCAGAGUAUUGUGGAGGGCUGCCCCGGUUUGCUCUACUUAAACCUGUCUGGCACACUUAUAACAAACAGAACUCUGAGGGAACUUUCCAGGAAUUGUCUCAAUCUUCAAUACCUGAGCCUGGCGUACUGCUGCACAUUCACAGAUAAAGGCUUUGUGUACCUCACCAGAGAAAAGGGCUGCCGAAAUCUCAUCCACCUCAACUUGUCCGGCUGCACUCAGAUGACUGUAAAUGGGCUCAGAUACAUUUCUGCUGGAUGCCCGUCACUCAGGGAGAUUGUAAUCAAUGAGAUGCCCACGCUAUCAGACAGCUGUUUCCUGGCGCUAAUUGCCAGAUGUUCCUGUCUGUCUGGCAUUUCCCUGCUUGGCGCUCCUCAUCUUACCGACGUUGCCUUAAAAGCCAUCGCUGAGGUCGCCAAACUAAAGACUUUUAGGACAGAGGGAAACAACCAACUAACAGACUCCGGCUGGAAGACGCUGUGCAGCAGCUCACCAGACCUCUGCAGACUCCAGGCUGCAGAAUGCUGCGGAAUGACUGACACGGCCCUCAAGUCUGUGGGCAACCUCAAGAACCUGCACAACCUGGACAUUUCACUUUGCAACAGGGUGAGUGAUGCUGGGAUCCAGUAUCUGAUUGAAGGUUCCUCAUCCACCAAACUGAGGGAGCUGAAUGUCAGUUACUGCAGCCUCAUCACAGACACAUCUGUAAUGAGGAUUGCACAAAGGUUGUGUAAACUGUAUGAUCUCAACUUGAGUUAUUGUGAGAGACUGACUGAUGGGAGUUUGGAGUGGUUGAGUGGCAGCUCCAUCUGCUCCCUCGACAUGAGCGCUUGCAACAUCAUGGAUCAGGGCCUUGCGUCUCUUGAGGGAAUUCACUUGAAGAAGAUCAUUCUUGCCGAAUGUGUCUGCAUCACUGAUGUUGGCAUCGAGAAGCUGUGCAGGACCGUGAGACACCUGGAGCACGUCGACGUGUCUCACUGUGUAGCCCUGUCGGACUCGGCCAUUAGAGCCGUUUCAUUCUACUGCAGAGGUCUGGUCACACUGCGGAUGUCGGGGUGUCCCAAGAUGACGGAUAUGGCAGUGCAGUGCGUGACAAGUGGAUCUCAGUACCUGCGAGAACUUGAUGUGAGUGGCUGUGUUCUUCUAACAGAUCGUAGUCCCAGACUCUUGGAGAGGGUCUGUCCUCCACUCCGUUCCAUCGCCAUGCUCUGCUGCAGCAGCAUCUCCAAGGGGGCCGCUUUAAAGCUUCGGCCACAUGUAAAGCACUGGGAGCACAGCAGUGACCACCCUCCAUACUGGUUUGGAUAGAACAAGGGUCAAAUAGUGUCUCCACUCACAAGAUCAAGACUGAUGAACGUGGUAAGUGGUGGAACAGAAGUCAGUGGUGACAAGGGGAUGUAAACAGAUCUCCACGAGCAAUAAUCAUUAUUGAUUAUUAUAUGAGCCUUUUCAACCAACCAUUUUGUAUGAUAUACUUCCACACAGUGAUGAAUGAUAUGGUUAAAAAAUCCCCAAUCACUGGUUAAUCAGAUCAAGUCCUAGAUAGAAACUUAGCACAGUUACCAUGGUUACCACGCCGCCACAAAAAUGUGUAUUUCAUCCUGGAAUGUUCUGUGCUUCUGUUUUGAGUUUGAUGCGGUCGAGGUCUCUUCAUGCCUCUAAACUUUUAAAUAACAAUUUUCCUUUAUUAUUCCAGUUCAUGGAGAUUAUGUUGUUUCCCUCCUGUGAUAUAUUUCA